CUCUGCUUACUUACCUUGUGCGCAAGGCUAGGUAGAGCCGACCGUACCAUGGUCUUGAAAAGCGAAGAACCCGUGCAAUUCAUUAUCAGUUUUUUACCAAACAAUAUAAAACUCCGGGUAUGCACUUUCUUUUGUCGGUUUAAUGGCAAGUGCUUGCUAGGGCCGUGAUCGCGAUGGCAUUUCGCUGCACGCUCAAGUGAAGCGAAAGAAAAGUGGGACUCCGGUCGCCCAUCGCAUUAUUCGUGCUCGUUUCCAUUAUCGCCACAGUUAUCAUCAAGUGUUACUUCGGUGUUUUUGUUUACGGUGUUUGCGGCGAGAAGAAGUGACAGGGCCAUAGACCCCUCCUCUGAUGGGCGGAGCGUGCAUUUUUAUUUCGGAUUUCGCGUGUUUUUUUUUUUUGUUUUUUUUCUUUUUUUUGCCUGCUCCUGUUCUGACACGUCUGCACUGAGUACUGAGUGAGUGGCAUUGGCACAUUGUCAAUCGCUCACCGCCGCUGCCAUCAAACAACAUAAAGCACGCGCAGUCAGAGACUCGCGCUCAUAAAUUUCAGCCGGCAGAUAUUUUUGCGCAUUGCUUUACAGCGUGUAAUUAAUUUGUCUCUAUUCUUUUUUAUAUUUUUUACCACUAAUCCGCUAAAACUUUUUAAAGAAAUAUUUUAUUUUUAUUGCUAUCGCCGUCAUUAUUAUUGCUGCACGUAUUAGACAUUAAUUUUUUUCCCAUUAAUUCUGGACAUCGGCGAUAUGCUAUAUUUUGCAAGUGUCCGUGCGCUGCACAUGGCUUAUAUAUUUUAAUUUGCUUGGUUUUAUUUAUUAUUUUUUUUUUGUUUCAUUAAUUGUUUCCCACUUAGCCUUGGAUGGUUUGUUUCCUGCUGAUUUAAAUUGGGAUUUGAACAAGUUUACAAGAAGAAUUUCGCCGGGAGACAUAAUCGCAAGAAGAAUACAAAUAUAUCAAAGAAAUCUGCAAGGAGCUUCAGCAGUCAUACCCAACACAUCACGUCAAAGAAUAAAAGACAAAUUGCCAAGAAGAUUCGAACAGGAUCCGAGGGUCAGUGGCUGUCAUCUAGCUGUCAUAUAUAAAAUUAUAAAUAUUGGUUCUGCAAUUACGAGCAAAAAAUAUUGCAAAUAUAUUGUAUACUUCAAAUCGAGGAGGAAGAAAAUAUUGAAAGAAGAAAAAGUGCUCACUGGGACACGCAUUUUUAUACGAUCGCAUACAGUAACUCAGUUUAUACCUUUUUAUGAUUUAGCGAAAUUGUUUAAUAUUUGAAUUUCUUUUUGCUUCAUUCGCUGUGCACAUACAAUCACUGCCUUUGUAUGUGAUUUUUUUCAAGCUCCUGUUCUCUUAGCGAGGCUCCCGCGAAGCGCAUUGAUUGUGUUGCGGCAGACUAUGGACGAGCAAGCCCGGAUAAUGCAAGCGCUCGGCGGUGUCAGUUUGGCUGGCCAUUCGGUCCAAGGCGGCAUGGCAUUGCCGCCUCCGCACGGACACGAAGGGGCCGAUGGGGACGGAAGAAAACAAGAUAUCGGGGACAUUCUGCAUCAAAUAAUGACCAUAACUGACCAAAGUCUGGAUGAGGCGCAAGCAAAGAAACAUGGACUGAACUGCCACAGGAUGAAACCGGCUCUCUUCAGUGUGCUCUGCGAGAUUAAAGAGAAAACAGGCCUCAGCAUCCGCGGCGCCCAGGAAGAGGACCCCCCAGACCCCCAGCUCAUGCGUCUGGACAACAUGUUGCUGGCGGAGGGUGUAGCUGGGCCAGAGAAAGGGGGCGGAUCUGCAGCCGCUGCGGCCGCCGCUGCCGCCUCGGGCGGCGCCUCAGAUAACUCCAUCGAGCACUCGGACUACCGGGCCAAGCUGACACAGAUCCGGCAGAUCUACCACACAGAGCUGGAGAAGUACGAGCAGGCGUGUAACGAGUUCACCACCCACGUAAUGAACCUGCUGCGGGAGCAGUCGCGCACGCGGCCCAUCUCUCCCAAGGAGAUCGAGCGCAUGGUGGGCAUCAUCCACCGCAAGUUCAGCUCCAUCCAGAUGCAGCUGAAGCAGAGCACCUGUGAGGCCGUCAUGAUCCUGCGCUCCCGCUUCCUGGACGCCAGGCGGAAACGGCGGAACUUCAGCAAGCAGGCGACGGAGAUCCUGAAUGAAUACUUCUACUCGCACCUGUCGAACCCCUACCCCAGUGAGGAGGCCAAAGAGGAGCUGGCCAAGAAGUGCAGCAUCACCGUGUCGCAGGGGGUGGGAAGCACCAUCACAGUGUCACAGGUAUCCAACUGGUUUGGCAACAAGCGGAUCCGGUACAAGAAGAACAUCGGCAAGUUCCAGGAGGAGGCCAACCUGUAUGCCGCCAAGACGGCUGUGACGGCCGCGCACGCCGUGGCCGCCGCUGUGCAGAACAACCAGACCAACUCGCCCACCACGCCCAACUCCGGAUUCCAGAUGAAAGAUGAAGAAUUUCAGCUGGACUCCGCAGAGAGCAAAAACACUCUUUUAACCAACAUGUUCACUGGUUCUUCGGGUUCAUUUAACCUGCCGAACUCGGGGGACAUGUUCAUGAGCAUGCAGAAUCUGAAUGGGGAUUCUUACCAGGGGGCACAAGUUGGCGCCAAUGUGCAGUCACAGGUGGAUACCCUGCGUCAUGUUAUCAGUCAGACGGCAGGAUACAAUGACAGCCUCGGGGGGAACUCUCUGUACAGUCCACAUGGCCUGAACGCUAAUGGAGGGUGGCAGGAUGCGGGCACUCCGUCCUCCGUGAUUUCUCCCACAGAGGGGCCGGGGAGCGUCCACUCGGAUACCUCGAAUUGAUCUCCCCACCGACGCUCCCCAUCCCUAUGCUGUAGAGCCCCGACUAGCACUGACUGGCCAACCAGAGAGGCAGGACAAACUUGGCGGGAGCCAAUCAUUCGCGGCGUUGCUCACCUUUUUUCCUGUUGUCAUCGCCGCUCCCCCGCCACCCCUCUUAAGACAUGCAGACAACAAACGGCAACCAUCAUGCAGGAUUUCUUGUUCAUGGGCAAGGCCUUCACCUUCUCAUGGUGGAGUCAUCCUCCAUCGUCCAGGACAGCUUCUCAAACAUACAUAUAUACAGUAUAUAUAUGUAAAUAAUAUAAAGCAGAACAUUGUCAGGCGUGUUUCCUCCUGACGUUUAUUUUCAUGAAGAAUGGGUUAAGGAGGCCAACGCCCAGUGGAUUCUCUGUUCCGGAAAUUUCUUCUGCAGCCUGGAAAGCCCCCAGGACCAGCUCCAUUACCUCCCUCCUUGGCCAGGCUGUUGCUUGGCUCUCCAGCGGCCCCUUUUACACCCACCGAGAAGGACACCCGCAUCCAAACACACCCCACCCUUCCUGAAGAUGGGCAAAUGGACGGCCACAGGCACCACCUUAUGGUUCACGUCUGUGCAAUUACUACAAGAACGGGACGACAAAAAGACAGAAGUGCUGGUAGACCCGUUACAUACAUAUUGCUUGUUGUUUCUUUUUUUGAGGUCCAUUUCCAUCAUUCUUUGUUCCCCGACCCGCGUUAUUCAACAGCAGCACUCAUAGCCCAGCUUCUGACCAUUGUGUGCUAAUUCACAUGUUUAACAGGGCUAAUAUCACAUUUACUGCCAGCUUGGAGGGGGGCGGUCCUCUUUUUUUAUUUUUAUUAGCUCACACCCACCCGUUUCUGAUGCAUUAUGGACCUUUGCGGUGGCACAGAAUGAAACAUACCAAGUACAUGCAUUUCAUUGUCGGAAAAACACUCUAAAUUGGACACGGUUUAACAAAAAAAGUGAAUAUACUAAACAUUGUGCGUCUUUGAGGCCAUGUCUGGAAACAGCUACGUGUCUAAUGCCAGUCCUUGUGGUUCAUUUUGCCUGCUGGCAACACUGGCCACGUAAAACAUCCCCACAUAUUGUAAAUAAUGUAGCGUAAGAGUAUUUAUCCAUUCCACCAAUCAAAACACAGCUUUAUUACCUCAUGCAAACUCAUAGAAACCAAUAGAAUUCCAGCGUGUUCUAUAGCUUAGAGUGCUCACUUACUACCUCUGAACAAUAUCACUACCAUGUCGGUUUUUUUGGGAAUUCUUACUUUGUAUUUUAUUUAGUUUGAUUGCAUCUUGUAAUAAACUCCUCCUUUCCCUUCCUGUAAUCUAAUGUAUAUUUUAAUCUUUUAAGAAAACUAAGUUGCUUUCUUGCAACUUUUAAAAAAUAUUAAAAAAUAAUGAUUAUGAUGAUGAUGAUGAUGAUGAUGAUGAUAAAGAGUAUGUGUGGCUGGGGGAGGGGUGAGUGGUGCCCACGAAUUAACACCAAACAGUUAAACUGUUGUACAUACGGACAAACAUUUUGAAUGUUGCUCAUCUUGUUACUAAUUCAUGCAAAAAAUAAGAAAAAAACGUAACAAAAACAGCUGUAAUGCAUAGAGUUUUCAGUAUUCAGAAAUGUACAUUCAAGCUCUGUCUGACAGGGUCCAAUUUUGCUUUUUUUUGUAUUGUAUGUGAUUCUAAAACUGAUAAAGUCAUGGAAAGAUUAUUUGUGGCAGUGAUUCUAAUGUAUUAAAAAUGUUUCGUGUUACUUUUUAACCAGACUACACCCUGGACUGAAAAGUCUUCCUUGUGGUAGUUAUAUGUAGUUUCAAACAUGAAUAAACUUUUUGCUUUCAUGAA
Messenger RNA from Paramormyrops kingsleyae, 4626 nucleotides. The record is from RefSeq and is a predicted model, not a curated record. NCBI's taxonomy places the organism in Eukaryota, Metazoa, Chordata, Actinopteri, Osteoglossiformes, Mormyridae.